AUGGCAGUGUUUUGCAUAACGAUCGUAUUCUACUAUUCUUCCAAAAUCUUCCACGCCGCAGGUUUGUCUGUAUCCGCCAGUGAACUGGCCACCAUUGGAGCCGGUUGCUGCAACUUUGGCAUGGCUGUGCUUUCAAUUUUCAUCAUGAACACUUUCGAUAGGAGAACUUGCAUAUUACUGAGUCUGGCUUCUUCUAUGUUCUUCUUGGUAGUUUUGGGAGUCGCUAUUCUGUUCAUCGAGUCUUACACUUGGGUACCUUACAUUAGCAUCAUCGGGGUGUUGGGCUUCGUGAUUUGCUACGGUUUGGGUAUUGGUCCCAUUCCGUAUUUCAUAGGAUCGGAGUUGUUCGAGGUGGGGCCUCGACCCAGCGCCAUGGCCUUGGGCAGCAUGUCCAACUGGGCGGGCAACUUCCUCGUAGGCCUGCUCUUCCCUACCAUGCAGGAUUACAUUGGGCCAUCUUCUUUCUUCAUAUUCGCGGUCUUCUUAGUUGCCCUAUUUAUUUUCGUCAG
Molecule: messenger RNA, 509 nt
Organism: Anoplophora glabripennis (Asian longhorned beetle)
Lineage: Eukaryota; Metazoa; Arthropoda; Insecta; Coleoptera; Cerambycidae
Product: solute carrier family 2, facilitated glucose transporter member 1-like
Exons: 3
Biological process (GO): monosaccharide transmembrane transport
Cellular component (GO): membrane
Molecular function (GO): hexose transmembrane transporter activity
Source: RefSeq, a predicted model, not a curated record